AUGAACACAGAAUCAGGUUUCUUACCUGUACACACUCAAGAAUUAGUAAAGCCAAUCAAACCAAAGAUUUCUCGUACCAGUACAAGCAAAGUCCGAACAGGCUGCAUCACUUGCAAAAAACGUCACGUCAAAUGUGACGAAGCAAAACCUCAUUGCGGUAACUGUACCAGAAAUCGAAGGAAAUGUGAAGGCUAUGCCACCGUGGCCAAGAAGAAGAAUGCAUCACCUCCCCAAAUUCGAUGGGAUUCGAAACAUAUUACUCACACGGCACCUCUGAAGGCUCAGCUACAUCUUGUCCACGACUGGCUACACUUUAGAGACGCUGAUAGUGUGAUCUACUUUGAACAAUUCGUGGGAGUUGUGCAGAGUCCAUGGAUCGCUGCCGGCUUCAAUAAUGAUCUGUGGGCUGUGACAUUGCCACAGGUUGCUCGCACAAACGACGUAGUACGGCACGCUGCUAUUGCCAUUGGAGCUUUGAGCAAGUGGUUUACCAAGAAUCACCAUGGGUCACUCGGCUCAUCUCAGCUUAUUAUGAGUGAAACUGCACAGAACGACCCAGAUUAUCUAAAUGCCGUUGGCCAUUACUGCCAUGCCUUGAGAUUGCAGAGUCAACAGCCCUGUAUGCAAGAUGCAGUGUUUCUUUCAAUCCUGUUUCUUUGUUUCGAGAUCCUGCGCGGUAACAGGAAGGCCGCCUUGGAUCACAUCAACCAUGGUUUGGCCAUGCUACUUGCUCUCGUUACAGACCCAGACUCACGACUGAUGACAUCCGUGGCCCCGAACCCGAAGCCUCUCAUCGCAGUGGUGGCAGACAUCUUUACCCAUUUGCUGCCUCAGAUUCGGUUGGUACUACAAGGAAGUGUUGGUCAAAGUCCAGCAGUGCCCAACUUUGCAAAGGGCCUGCGGGAUAAACGGGAGACGGCCGAGUCAUUUAUGAGACUUGUUGGUGACUUGCCCCGAUCCUAUCGUCCCACUGACAAGCUGCCGCCCGUUCUCGACAGUCUGGACGAAUUUGAGAGAUAUUGGAUGACAGGCCGAAACGCAAAACUGGCCGUAGGCCCUCUGUUGAUGGAGGCUGUCCACAAGUCUGGUGCUUUGAACUCGGCUGAUCCUAGCAUGAUGUCAGAAUUAUGGAGGCAAAUCAUGGCCGACCCUCGCAUUCAAGAGAUUUGCGAAGCCUCCAUGAAAGAGCUGCACGCCCUUGAAGCUGCCUUUAUGCCACUGUUCAAUCGUGCCAUCAUGUCUGAACCUGGAUCAGUGGAAUACAUGAGGGCUAUCCAUCUGCGCCUGCACUAUUUGGGCACGUGUACGUUUGAGGAUCUUACGCACUUCUUCGACCCUGCACCAGUUCAGGCCAAGACGCCAAUGUUUCGCGAGUAUCUAUCCCUGGCAGACAUAAGUCUACGAACAGCAAAGCAAGGCUUGAAAAGCCCAGCGCAUCACAUGUCUCUACAGUGCGGUCUAGCUUUACACCUGUUCCUCAUCUCAAUUUUCUGCCGAGAUGCUUUACUGCGGGACGAAGCCAUGUGGAUGCUGAAAGACUACCCUGGGCAGGAUGGUAUAUGGAAUGCGCGCUCACUGUAUGUGCUGGCCCUCAGGAACAGAAGUGUGGAGCGUAUCAAUGCUUCAGAUGGUACAGCUUCAGAGCAGUGGCGUCGUCUUUUACGCCGUGAAUAUUUGUUCGAAGAAGGGGGUCAACGGAUUGUGUUCUGCUUCUUGGACAAAGACCCAGUGAAUGGGGAAUGGGGGCUAGUGGAAGAAACUGCUGAAGUCAAGGGUGAUCUCGAUGCGGUUCAGUGGCACAGAAGGCCUCUAUCAGCAGCUGGGAAGCCUCUGAUGGGGGAUAUAAUAACGCUUUGGCCAGAACUGAUGGAGUGA
Fusarium poae is the source of this 1875-nucleotide messenger RNA. RefSeq lists its product as uncharacterized. NCBI's taxonomy places the organism in Eukaryota, Fungi, Ascomycota, Sordariomycetes, Hypocreales, Nectriaceae. Gene Ontology annotation, biological process: regulation of DNA-templated transcription. The transcript has 2 exons. Gene Ontology annotation, molecular function: zinc ion binding; DNA-binding transcription factor activity, RNA polymerase II-specific. Bases 1 to 1875 code for a protein of 624 amino acids. The record is from RefSeq and is a predicted model, not a curated record.